Messenger RNA from Candidula unifasciata, 612 nucleotides. NCBI's taxonomy places the organism in Eukaryota, Metazoa, Mollusca, Gastropoda, Stylommatophora, Geomitridae. The record is from the annotation of a GenBank genome assembly.
AUGGUAGCUGGAAAUGAUCUGAACACUCUGCCCGUAGACAGGGGUUGGGCAUGGGCCGUAGCAGGUGGUGGGUUCAUCGCCUACAUAUUGGUGGGCUCGUCAGUUCAAGUCCGGACUUUGCUGUUUUUGGAGAUCUUGCAGCUGUUCAAUACGAGCUUCACAACUGGCUCGCUUGUGUUUAUGUUUACGGCUAUAGCAUCAAGUUUCUCCUCUGUCCUGGUGACAAAUUAUGUGAUGCCCAAGCUGACAGAACGUGGAUGUCUAAUUGUUGGCGGCAUAGCUGCUUCUGCCUUGUCCAUGGGUGCCGCUUUUGCUCCGAAUAUUGGAGUUUUCAUUGCCAUUUCAUCUGCGAAAGGUAUUGUGAGUGGCCUGAAUGUUGUCCCGGCUAUGGCGUUGAUACCAAGGUACUUCAAACGCUACCGGUCCCGGGCCAGUGUUAUCCCUUUCUGUGGCGGAAGUGCAGUCAACAUUAUCGGCCCUUUUGUCAUCAAAGCUGUCAGAGAGGAAUAUUGGAAUCAGGGCAUGCUACAUUCUCCUGUCUGCGGUCGAGCUUCAUUACUUGGUAGCCGGUCUGCUACUGCGGCCAGUAAGUGCAUACAGAUUCCUUCCUGA